UGCAUUCAAUUUGCCAGCAGCAAUCAGCAGAUUGCUUUGACAUGCAAAAACGAUUGUCGUUUGUAUCCGAACGAUUUAUGCGGCUGACUUCAUUACCAUUAUCUCGAGUGCUACUUAACGAGAAAAAAAAAUUGAUGUUGUGCCAAUCGGUGGCGGUCCGCAUAGAUGUUGUGAUUUUAUUUGCAAGCGUAAUUUUGAGUGUAAUGACAAACAGAGAGAAGGAGAGAGAGUGCAAGAGAAAGAAGAGUGAAAGAGAGAGAGACAGCGAGAAAGCUAGAGAGAGAGAGAGAGAGUGUUAGAAGAGAGCUGCUCAGACAAUCGUUUUUUCUCUGUGUAUUCUAGUAAAACCAUAUCAUAACCCAGACUGUAGAUUAUUCUAGAGAUUAUUGGUGACACAAACUAAAAAUCCAUCGCAACACACCAACGGCAAUGAAUAAAGAAGAAUAUUGUAUCAAAAAGUCAAUUGAAAACACAAGCAAACGAUGAUGAAAAGCCAUUCGUUUAGUCAUAAUGUUCUGUCAUUGUGUUUGUGACAUAGCACCGAGGGAAACGCACUCUCACCGACUCCAUUAUCAACGGUGAAAGAUAAAUUUGACGAGAAAAAAAACUGAUUUAAAAACCGUCGUCUGUGUGCGGUGCGAUGAAUAAUGAGUUGCGAGCAAGGAAAUUGCCGUUCAGUUCAGUUUGAGCACACGACAAGCGUUACUGUGAUCUUGUUGUUGCACGCAUUUUUUUCUCUCUUUCACCCAGUGUAUUUAUUUAGUGAUUAAAUAAAGUUUGUGUUCCAAUAAAAUGUGACACAAUUGAUUAUACUCGCAUUUGUUUGAAAAUUGAAAAUUCUCGUUUGUUCAAAAGUUUAUAGUGCACAACGUUGCUCAACGGCAGCGAGUGAAUCGGGUUGUGUUUGUAAUUUGUUCGUAGAAAUCCAUUCAAUUUUAAUAAACUGUCAUCGCCGAAUGAAAGAAAUUUUCGACGAAGCGAAAACUUUAUGAGGCUUAAAAGAAACAAGCUAGUGAUUGCAUUAAUUAGAGUAUAAUUUGGAAUUAAAAUUAUUACUUAAAAGUCGACGAGGAAAUCCCAAAAAAGGCAACACAUAAAAAUGGCUACUGAAAGUGCCGCUUCGCCCAUUAUAUUCUCUUAUGACAAUAAAUCGUACGGCGCAACGACACCAAGUGAUUCGCCAACCAUAGUUUAUUGUUUGCACGGUCGUUUAUCAAAGAAUUGCUGCAAUGAACAAAUACUGGAGCUCACUCAGAUCGAAAAGCAUUGUCACACCGAUAUCGAGCGCAGCGAAGGUAUGGAUGUGCAUGCCCGAAAGAAGCUCAUUAUAGCCAGUAUUUUGUGUUUGGUAUUUAUGAUGCUAGAAGUUGUUGGUGGCAUUUAUUCCAAUUCGCUGGCCAUCGCAACCGAUGCUGCUCAUUUACUUACAGAUUUUGCCAGUUUUAUGAUAUCAUUAUUUGCCAUUUGGUUUGCUGGCCGACCAUCAACACGCAAGAUGAGUUUUGGAUGGUAUCGUGCUGAGGUGCUCGGUGCGAUUGUGUCAGUCUUAAUGAUUUGGGUUAUAACAGCCAUUCUGGUUUAUUGGGCAAUUUUGCGAUGUAUCACGCGUGAUUUUGAGGUUGACGCACCGAUUAUGCUGAUAACGUCAGCCGUUGCGAUUUUCGUGAAUAUUGUCAUGGGAUGGCAGCUACAUGGAACGCAUGGACAUUCACAUGGAGGCGGUAGCGGUGGCGGACAUGGUCAUACGGAAAAUAUUAAUGUGCGUGCUGCUUUUAUACAUGUGCUGGGUGAUGUUCUACAAAGUAUUGGUGUUUUUUUUGCGGCCAUUAUCAUUUAUUUCAAGCCAACAUGGCAACUCGCCGAUCCAAUUUGCACAUUUAUCUUCUCAGUAAUUGUACUCUGGACAACGAUAACCAUAUUGAAGGAUGCGAUACUGGUACUCAUGGAGGCAACGCCUACAUUUUUAGAUUACACUGAUAUAAUGGGGAUCUUUAUGCAAGUCAACGGAGUAGUUCGUGUACAUAAUUUACGAUUAUGGAGUUUGAGCAUCAACAAAAAUGCACUAUCAGCUCACUUAGCAAUCGCUCCAGAAGCCGAUCCGGAAGAUGUUUUGAAGAGAGCCAAUGCGGCCAUCCAGAAGAAAUACGAAUUUUUCGAAACAACGCUACAAAUUGAACGCUUCCAGCAGGAUAUGGACGAUUGCAAACAAUGCGUUGGCCCACUAAAAUAAUCCGAACCAAAGAAAAUGCAUCGCUCGCUCGCUCGCAACCCGUAAUUCGUUCCAAGAAUGCCAUUCCAUGGACUUGAGUCGAUAAAGCACUCUUCUUAUGAAUAAAAUACAGCGUUAUGGCUAUUUAUACACGUAUAAGAACAUUGUAAUUGUUUGCAUGGAACCUAUAUAUACAAUAUACAUUUUUUCAAAGCAAAUAAAAAACAUGUUUGUCCCAGAA
Molecule: messenger RNA, 2450 nt
Organism: Sitodiplosis mosellana (orange wheat blossom midge)
Lineage: Eukaryota; Metazoa; Arthropoda; Insecta; Diptera; Cecidomyiidae
Gene: ZnT35C
Product: proton-coupled zinc antiporter SLC30A2
Exons: 7
Coding region: 1100-2230 (376 amino acids)
Biological process (GO): zinc ion transmembrane transport; response to zinc ion
Cellular component (GO): plasma membrane
Molecular function (GO): zinc ion transmembrane transporter activity
Source: RefSeq, a predicted model, not a curated record